Messenger RNA from Mobula hypostoma (lesser devil ray), 1055 nucleotides. Its product is annotated as neurturin. Gene Ontology annotation, molecular function: receptor tyrosine kinase binding; glial cell-derived neurotrophic factor receptor binding; growth factor activity. The transcript is spliced from 3 exons. Bases 1 to 576 code for a protein of 191 amino acids. The record is from RefSeq and is a predicted model, not a curated record. Lineage: Eukaryota; Metazoa; Chordata; Chondrichthyes; Myliobatiformes; Myliobatidae.
AUGACGUUAUUACAACUUGGGCGUCAGAAUUUGGAGUUCAAUUCCGUUUUCCUCUCUUUUGUCGGAAAGAGGCAAACUUCCCUGAAGUUUUACUCCGAGACGGGGGCUAGUACACUCCGACAAUCCGACAGAGAUCCAGAUGGGGAAUUCGUCAUUUCACCGUCCCCUUCAUCGGUCUCGUCUCUCGAAGCUUCAGACCCACAGCCGUACGCGGGAAGGUCGCGGAGAAAGCGGAAAAUGUCCGUGACGAGGAAGGGAGAGGCGUGGGAGGAGAGGAGCUGCCGGCUGCGGGCACUGCAGCUGCGGGUGCAGGACCUGGGUCUGGGCUAUCGUUCCGACGAAAUUAUCCUCUUCAAGUACUGCAGUGGCAGCUGCCCCCUGGCUCGCACCAACCACGACCUCACCCUCUCCCUCCUCCUGCGCAAGGCCGACUUCCUCAACCUGUCCCGGGAGAAGAUCGUCAGCGACCCGUGCUGCCGGCCCACACAGUUCAAGGACGUCAGCUUCCUGGACAACCAGAACCGCUGGCACAGGGUGGAAAAGCUGUCAGCUUCAGAGUGCAGCUGUAUCGGGUAACCAUUGCUGGCGGGAGGGGGGUGGGGUGGAGGGAUUGUGAGGGAAUUUAGGGAGACCAAAGUGGGAAUCCAAACGAGGCAAAUUCUUGAGCUGGUUGGGGGUGAAGAACAAAGGUCAGGGUGUGGGCAUGAAUGGAACCCCUUCCACAGGGUAACCGAAGAUCCAAAAAGGUUGUGUUGGGGUAAAUGACUGAGACCGGUCCCUGGGAUAGUGGUUGAGGGGAGGGCUCAAUAUGGUGGAGAUCUCUCUCUCUCCUGUGCAUCUCCUUUCCAUCCCAAGUUCCUCAUCUCUCCAGGGUUGGGCUAGGUGUUUUGAUACCAGCAGGCAGGCAGCUGGGAAUAUGUCAGCACGACCCUGAGCGGUUGGAGGGGUGGAUCGCAGGUCCUACGUGCUGUUCCCACACUGCUCACACUCUGCAGUCACCGGCCCAAGGAACUUUGCACACAGAGACAGACAGACAGACAUUCGAGAUGUAACAG